UUAUAAAUAAUAAAUAUUCUUUAAGGGGUUCACUUACCUUCAGAAAGAAAUACAACAGAUUAGAAAGAGACAAACAGCAAUUUGAUGAAUAUGAAAGCACAGAGACGGACUUAUCAAGAUCUAUCCAACUUGAAAAGCACUAAGCAGAAGAACAAGCUGAUUAGUAUGAAAGCGACUAAGAAGGAAAUGCAACUCCUUCAUGAUCCAAGUAUUAUUAAUAAAGACAUGAAGCAAUGUUCCUCGAUCCAGGACCUCAAAGCCCCUUUGAAAGCCAAGCAAAGUAAUUUUGAGAAAAGAACUCAGGCUUCUUCUACGAGUGGUCAAAAUUCUUUACACGGGUCACCAGUUAUUAAGGCUAUCGAAAUAGAUGCUGAUCAAAGUCUAGAUCCGAUCUUUGAGAUGCCUUCUAGCUCAGUGAAGAAAGCUAGUACUGCUCUACUUGGUUCUACGAAGAAAUACAGGUCGAACUUCUGUAUGUCUUCAUUUAAGGCAGCUCCUAAGGCUAGUGAGCUGCCUGGAUUACCUUUCUAGAUACGAAAUUACUCCAUCCAUUCAUGUUUCAAUAUG
Molecule: messenger RNA, 567 nt
Organism: Moneuplotes crassus
Lineage: Eukaryota; Ciliophora; Spirotrichea; Euplotida; Euplotidae
Source: the annotation of a GenBank genome assembly